Penicillium nucicola is the source of this 1509-nucleotide messenger RNA. Its product is annotated as MFS transporter. NCBI's taxonomy places the organism in Eukaryota, Fungi, Ascomycota, Eurotiomycetes, Eurotiales, Aspergillaceae. Gene Ontology annotation, biological process: transmembrane transport. Bases 1 to 1509 code for a protein of 502 amino acids. Gene Ontology annotation, cellular component: membrane. The record is from RefSeq and is a predicted model, not a curated record. Gene Ontology annotation, molecular function: transmembrane transporter activity. The transcript is spliced from 2 exons.
AUGUCCGAAGUAGAUAUGAAGGAGCACGAGAAUCGUCGAUCAACGACAUCAGAUCCAGAACUCCAAACCAAAGAAGCAACACCCUCGAAACAGCAAUCACCAAUCAAAGAAGCAGCGUUCAUCGCAGUGGUCUGCGCAGCCCAAUUAAUGACCCAAGCUGGUCUAUCCUUAUCAAUCGCCCCACUAUACUACAUCGGAGAAAGCUUCAACACAUCACCCCGAGAUUUGACCUGGGCCUCGGCAGCCUACAGUCUAACAGUGGGAACAUUCAUCCUCGUCUCAGGCAGACUGGGCGACAUAUACGGCCACAGACUCCUAUUCAUCAUAGGCUUCACCUGGUUUGGCGUUUGGUCUUUGCUUGGCGGGUUCGCCGUAUGGUCGAAUCAGAUCUUCUUCGAUUGUUGUCGCGCCUUGCAGGGCAUUGGACCGGCGCUGCUUUUGCCAAAUGCGGUUGCUAUUUUUGGGAGGACUUAUCCGCCCGGUCUGAAGAAGGAUAUGGUCUUUUGUCUUUUUGGCGCUACUGCUCCCGGUGGGUUCACACUUGGUGCUACGUUUUGCUCACUGCUUGCUCAGCAUGUUUGGUGGCCGUGGGGGUAUUGGAUUAUGGGCAUUGCUUGUUUUUGUUUCGCUGGUUUGGGCUUGGUGCUUAUUCCUCGGGAUGAGAUACAAGAGUUGGAUAUAACACUAGGCUCGACUUUUGCUCAAUUGGACGGCUUGGGUGCUAUCACUGGUGUGAGUGGUCUUGUCUUGAUUGCCUUUGCGUGGAAUCAGGCGCCUGUGGUUGGGUGGGAUGUGCCAUACACUUAUGUUCUGCUUGUUGUCGGAAUUUUAAUCCUGGUGGUCUUCCUGAUUGUCGAGAGAAGAGCUGUCUUUCCGCUCCUCCCGAGCUCAGUAUUCAAGGGCGAGGUUGGCUGGGUGCUCGGGUGCGUUGCGGCGGGAUGGUCGAGUUUCGGAAUUUUGAUAUUUUACUACUACAACUUCCUCGAAACGAUUGAUCACAACAGUGGGCUGUUGGUCACAGCAAAAUGGGCAGGUGCAUCUGCUUCCGGGGCAACUGCUGCGGUUAUAACUGGUCUUCUUUUGAGCCGAGUGCCCCCGAGUUUUAUCAUGCUUGCUGCAAUGCUUGCCUUCACGAUAGGCUUGUCGCUUUUGGCCACUAUACCACCUGGUCAGACUUACUGGGCCAAUGCAUUCCUGAUCAUGCUGAUCACUCCUUGGGGAAUGGACAUGUCGUUCCCAUCUGGAACAUUGAUUCUUAGUAACUCUAUGCCCCGAGAGCAUCAGGGAGUGGCAGGCUCACUGGUCAACACUGUUGUCAAUUACUCUAUAGGGCUCGGUCUCGGCUUUGCGGGCACAGUUGAGAGAUAUGUGGACCCCGACGGCUCAGAUACACUCAAGGGAUAUCGGGGUGCGUCUUAUAUGGGACUAGGUCUGGCAGGACUGGGUUCUGUCAUUGCGAUUCUUUUCACGAUCGUCACUUGGCGGAAGUCUAGCAGAGGUGCGGAGUGA